CAGGGGGCUGGGGAGGAUGGGGGUGUUCAUCCAGGAAUUCACCCUGGGGCUCCUCAGCUCUGGGUUUGUGUGCCCAGGGUAUGCUCCUGGCCUUGCAGGAGGAGGUGCUGGACAUGCUGGAGGCUUCUGUGGCUCUGGAAAAAGAAAGGGACAUUCCUGUGGUCCCCUGGAGCAGUCUGCAGCUCCCUGGGCUCCUGCUGGAGGGGGAGACCCCCGGGAAUGGGGCUCUGUCCCGGCACGGGGAGCAGGGGAAGCGCUGCGCCACUCCAGGGCUGCCCCGAGGGCCCUGCUGCUCUCCCGCUGCCUCAGGCCAGUCCCUCUCCUCCAGAGGACGAGAUGGUGUCCAUGGCCGACUCCAGCCCCACCAUGGAUGACAUCGAGGGAGAGCUCUUCAGGAUCGGGCGGAUUCGGGAGAUGCUGGUGCGCCGGGAGUCGGAGCUGCGCUACAUGAUGGACGACAUCCAGCUCUGCCAGGAAAUCAGCCGGCUGAAAACGGAGCUCCAGAAAUUUCUGGCCCUGCCAGAGAACCAGAAAUCCCACGAGGAGAAGCAGAGGGAAGAGGAGCUGGUGCAGCAGAUCCACAAGCUGGUGGAAACGCGGGAUUUCCUGGUGGAUGACGUGGAGUUUGAGAGGCUCAGGGAAAGGGAAGAGGACAAGGAAAUGGCCGAGUUCCUGCAGAGCAAGCUGUCCAAAAGCUGCCUCCAGAGAGCGACUCCUGUCCCAGAGAAGAGGAUGACAUCGAGGGGACAGCAAACCUCGGCUCCCUACGUGACCAAGACGGGCCUGACCCUGCUCAAGGAGUGCUGUGGCUUCACCUGCUCCAUCAUGUAGGGCACUGCCAGCCCCGGGCACAGGACACGGCUGUGGUAGGGGCACAGCCUGGGCAUCUGGGAUGGGCAGGAGGGCGUUCCUUGGUGCUGGCCCUUCCCUGGAGCUGGCUGGGUCUCCCUGGAGAGCCCCACAGGGAUGAGCCAUGAUUUUGGGAACAGGGCUGUGCCAUGUCAGCAGCUCAGGGCAAUCUUGUGGCUGCUGAGCCAGCCAGGCCGUUCCCAGCUGUGCCAGGCCGUUCCCAACUGUGCCAGGCCGUUCCCAGCUGUGCCAGGCAGUUCCCAGCUGUGCCAGGCCGUUCCCA
Messenger RNA from Taeniopygia guttata (zebra finch), 1132 nucleotides. The record is from RefSeq and is a predicted model, not a curated record. Lineage: Eukaryota; Metazoa; Chordata; Aves; Passeriformes; Estrildidae.